Paralichthys olivaceus (Japanese flounder) is the source of this 1875-nucleotide messenger RNA. Lineage: Eukaryota; Metazoa; Chordata; Actinopteri; Pleuronectiformes; Paralichthyidae. The record is from RefSeq and is a predicted model, not a curated record.
GCUGCUUGGAGAGAGAGAGAAAGAGAGAGAGAGAGACGCACCUUGAGAGAUAGAGGGAGCAGAGCGUACUCUGGUUUGGUCUCGCUCAUACUGACAGCGGAACUGUGAGAGAAUAUGAUAGAGGAGGAAGAGAAGAAGGAUUUUUGACCAUUAUAGUCACUCAGCUGGGAGACUUUUCACCUGAUAUGGAAUACAAGAUUGUGCAGAUGGAAACAGCUGCUCUUACAUCCUCCUCGCCACCAUUUACAGUCUGAGCUUGGAUCUUCACUCGCUGCGCCCGUACCUUAUAUCUCUUAUAUCUUCGAACAUUCUCUCUUCCUGUCCCCAGACAUUUCUUCUCUUCUGCCUUCUUGUCUUAUUUUUUGCUGAAGAAAUCAACUUGAAAAUACUGUCGGUGACUGUCUCUCUGGCCCCGACUGACACAGCACAUUGGGCACUCAAGAGAUUUGGGAUUUGUGGGGCAGACAAGAAAACCAGAGAGAAAAACAGAAAGGCUGUGAUUGACAGCAAUGGCCAAUGAACCAUUCUGAAUUUCAUUUGAAUAUCAUUUCAAUUUCAGAUUUUGCCACCUUGAUGGUGAUAGUGAAAACUGCAUAGAGGUUUAAUCCAACCAACUCUGAAAAAACGUUUUGUUUUUCACCAUAGCAUGUUCGUUUUCACUUCAAAUAGUCCAAAGUGACUCUUUUUCAUAGCAUAUUUAAUCAGAGAUAUUCAGCUGAACUGCCCAGCUUCAGUCAUGCACCUCAGGUCACGCCACGUUGACCUCCUGCUACUGCUGGGUGUGCUCCUUUUGUGGGGACCUGUGGGGUCUAGGGGUCAGAAUGACACAGAGCCCAUCAUCCUGGAGGGGAAAUGCUUGGUAGUAUGCGACUCCACUCCUUCAUCCGAGCCGGCUGGUAAUGCCCUGGGUAUGUCAGUCCGGUCCGGCUCGGGGCGAGUGGCCUUCUCCGCCAGCCGCCAGACCAACCACGAGCCCACGGACAUGAGCAACCGCACCAUGAUCAUCUACUUUGAUAAUAUUUUGGUGAAUGUCGGUACUCAUUUCGACCAAGAGAGCAGUGUUUUCCUGGCACCAAGGAGAGGAGUGUACAGCUUCAACUUCCAUGUUGUGAAGGCCUACAACAGACAAACUAUCCAGGUCAGCCUGAUGUUGAACGGCUGGCCGAUGAUUUCAGCUUUCGCUGGGGACCAGGAUGUGACCAGAGAGGCGGCCACCAACGCCGGCCUGGUGAUUAUGGAGAAGGGGGAUAAGGCCUAUCUUAGACUGGAGAGAGGCAACCUGAUGGGAGGCUGGAAGUACUCCACCUUCUCUGGGUUCCUGGUCUUCCCCUUGUGAGGAAGGUGGAUGGAGAGCAGGUUGAAGCUCCAGGUGGGUGAUAAGAGAAGAACUGGACAGAGCAGGAAAGGGGGGAGAGAUGGAACGAAUGGACACAAGGAGAGAAAGAAGUAGAGAGGUUUAAAUCUGUAACUCACUAAAAAGCGCAUGAAAAGUGUGUUUUAUGCAAAAUGCAGAGAUGAUUGUGCAAAUUAACAUAAUUUUCAAAUGAGAAAAAAAGAGGUUUGUCUAUGAAUUUGAUUUGCUAUGAUUCUGUGCAUAAAUACUUGAUGUUAUUAUUUAAGAGAUGUUUCCAUUGUGAUAAAAUUAUAACAUAGCCAUGUGCAAUGUGGGCUUCUGUGCAAAGACUAGGUGAGAGCAUCUCUUUUUUUAUUCAACAUGUUUGAAACACUGCUGUGCUCCACAUGGCAUCUUGUCUCGCUUACAAACCUGCCAAACGUACCUUUAAUUCUGCUGUGUUGUACCACUGAUGCUCCUCUAUAUGCCUGUUACUCUCCUGCAAAAGUUUAUUUACACAGAAAUUUAUAUUAAGAAACGUU